Molecule: messenger RNA, 1338 nt
Organism: Syzygium oleosum
Lineage: Eukaryota; Viridiplantae; Streptophyta; Magnoliopsida; Myrtales; Myrtaceae
Product: ycf3-interacting protein 1, chloroplastic
Exons: 6
Coding region: 292-1047 (251 amino acids)
Biological process (GO): photosystem I assembly; response to photooxidative stress
Cellular component (GO): chloroplast thylakoid membrane
Source: RefSeq, a predicted model, not a curated record
GGUUACCAGUAAACCGCAAAGCCAAAGUAAUCAUCUUCAUCAUCUUCUUCUUGUCCCUCUGUCGCAGCAGAAGAUAAAGCAGCACCGCCACUUGCUUCCCGCCAUCCUCCGCAGCUCCGCCGUCUCCUUCCACCACCACCUCCUCCUCCGCCGCCGCCGUCCCCACCUUCUUCGCCAGCCCCAUCAUCGGAGAAGCAUCACCGAGCUAUGCGCACCAGCUGCCGCCGUUAGCUCCAGCUAGCUGGGUCCAGCAACGAGCAGGGGGGGCGGGGGGAAACGAGAGCGUCCCAGAUGCUGAGCCUGCAGCCGCCUCGGUGCCGUUUCUCUCUCCCUAUCGCUUUCUCCGGCUCCGGUGAUGCGCGGUCUCUCUCUUGGCCGGGUCCGAGCCGGCGGGUCGGGUGCAGUUCGGCGCCGAACCGCCGGUGCGGGAGCCGCGGGUUGCGGAGGAAGGCGGCGAGGGUGAGGAGCGUAGGGAAGGAGGAGGCCGAGCUGCGGACUUCCUCUGUCGUGGAAGAGGAGGAGGAGGAGAAGCGGGGUGAGUACGAGGAUGUCGAUCCUCAGGAUCUCGAGUAUGUGCGGCAGAUUCGGAGAGUGUUGGAGCUUCUGAAGAAGAAUAGAGACAUGAUCUUCAGUGAGGUCAAGCUGACGAUUAUGAUCGAGGAUCCGAGGGAAGUCGAGCGAAGGAGACUCCUUGGGAUCGAAGAUCCCGAUGCCCCGACUAGAGACGAUUUGGUUGAAGCUCUAGUGCAAGUCAAUGAAGGAAAGAUCCCUGAAGAUCGUCUUGCUCUUAAAAUGCUUGCGGAGGAGAUGCUGCAGUGGCCUAACUUGGAGGAGGCGGCCCCCAAAAAGAAGCCAGGCAAAUCACUAUAUGCAAAAGCCACGGACACUGGUAUCAGUCCUGAAGUGGCUGCUAAGAGACUGAAUGUUGACUGGGAUUCAGCCGCUGAAAUUGAAGAGGCUGAUGACAGUGAUGAGACAGAAGUGCCUCCAGCUGUGGCAAAGAGAAAGCCCAACUACAAAGCAGAGCAAGUGGAUUCUUUAAACUGAACUAAGACGACCCAAGAACACCUCUACAUUCUUUUGGCUGGAGUAGAUGGUGUUGAUGGUCUUUGGUGGUUAUAUGCUGUGAAACUAGUGUUUUAAUGGGAAGUUUUGUUACUGCCUCUGGAGCAUGAGAAUUGAUUUACCACGGCGGUAGCAAUAUAAACUUCAUUAAUCACAUACUCGUUAAGAGGUUUCUUAUUAUUGUUCAACUUCUGAGUGAAUGGAUUCACUCUGAAAUGGUAGUAUUCCGAACCUUACUAUGAUUGUGUUGGCAAUAAGAUAUUACUUAGUUCA